AAAGACUACCUGAUAGAAGGCAGUAGAUUUGUUGAAUAAGGAGAUAAAUAUUCUACAUUUACAAUAACCUUGUGGGCCGGAUAAAUUAACAAGUGAUUAUGUCUGUGCCUGGUAAAAAGGCAUCUCAAAAACUGUUAUCUACACUUUUUCGAGGUGGUGCUGAAGAUUUUGACAUAUUCUGUGAACAAUGUGACAGAGAUGACAUCAGACUACCUGCCUUUGGUUACUGUGUCGACUGUGAGGAACAUUUAUGUAAAACUUGCUUUAACACUCACACACGACCAAAACCACUACGACAUCACCAACUUCUAGAUAAAGAUCACAUGCCACAGAAACAAGAUCUACAAAUAUCAUAUAAAUUUAAAUCUGGUGGACAUGCUUGUGAACUUUUCAAGCCUUGUAACAAACACACAAAAGAAGUGAUCAAGUUCUACUGUCAUGACCAUAAUACACUUAUAUGUAGUGUUUGUGUGACCCUUGAACACACACCAAUUUCCUGCCAUGUCGACUACAUACCUGAUAUAUCCGGACAGACUUUAGACAGCAUUGAGUUCACAGAAACUCUUAGAGAUAUUGACAAACUAACAGACAAAUGUUGCCAGAUUACAACCAAUAUAAAACAAAGAGUUGCUAAAUCAACAGCUUCACUGAAAGAUGCUAUAGCAGAGAUAGAGAACUUUAGAAAAGAGAUAAGCAAAAGAUUAGAUGAACUAGAAAUGACGGUUAAAGAUAAUGCAACAAAAAUCCAACAGGACAACAAUUACAAGUUAAAAACAACAGAAACAACAUGUGAUGACAUCAAAAAAUCACUCCAAGCAUCAGCUGAUACUCUAAAACAACUCAACACAAACAAGAAAUCUGACCAACUGUUUACUGAAUUGAAAAUAGCUCAGCAACUGAUAAUACACAAUGUUAAUAUCACUACACAACUACAAACAACCAAUGAUGUUGAUGAAUUCAAUUUUGAGUCCAAUCAAGCAAUCAGAAAUCUCCUUCAGAAUGAAACAUUAUUAGGAACAUUGAUAAAAAAGGAACUAAGAAAACCCGCUGAACCAAAGAAUAAGAUUACGCCUAGAAAAAUCAGUGCUAAAACAUCCUCUGAUAGAAAUGAUUGCUGGAUAAAUGGUAUAACUGUCUCUCAUCAGAACCAAUUAUUUGUAGCAGAUUACAAAAAUAAAUCAAUUAAAAUGAUUGACAGAAAAAGUGGAGAAAUCAAACAAUUACAACUCCAAACAAAUCCCUGGGAUAUCACCAUGGUGACCAGAGAUACACUUGCUGUUACAUUACCAGACAUUUACACAAUACAAUUCAUUUCCUUCUCCUCAAAGUCUCUCUCAUUGAAAAGCAAUCUGAAAGUAGAUGGAGAGUGCCAUGGAAUAAGCCAUCAUCAGGGGAAACAUGCAGUAACAUUUUUAUAUCCUGCUAAACUCCAAAUUAUGAACUUGAAAGGUAAUAUUAAAAUUACAGUUGAGAAAGAUUCCAAUGCUGAUAGUAUUUUUAGUUUACCGUAUCAUGUCACCACAAACAGCCAUUCAAUCUAUGUAUCUGAUAAAGGCAAAAAAGAAGUUAUAUGGUUCAAUUGGCAGGGUGAGAUGAUGGGAAGGAAUGUAGACAUUGAAAGUCCAAGAGGUAUUUCACUGAUAGACGAAGGGUCCCUAUUCGUGAGUGACAACUUUACUAAUUGCAUAUUUAGAGUAAGUGGUGACUGUAAAAACAGGAUAACUAUAUUGGAGGAUGUAGAUAGUCCUGAAGCUAUAUGUUGGUGCGCUGAAACCAGUACACUUUGUGUAUGUACAAAUAAAGCGUUCUAUCCUGAGAGAAACCAUCAUAUAAAACUGUAUAAAAAUGUGUAGAACAAAAAGAUGACAAUUGAUGCAAAGCGAGAUCAAAUGAAUAAAAUACAAGCAUAAAUUUCACACUAUGUACAAUAUCAUCAUAUUUUUAGACUUA
This is a messenger RNA of Ruditapes philippinarum (Manila clam), 1950 nucleotides long. RefSeq lists its product as uncharacterized. Bases 99 to 1853 code for a protein of 584 amino acids. The transcript is spliced from 2 exons. The record is from RefSeq and is a predicted model, not a curated record. Gene Ontology annotation, molecular function: ubiquitin-protein transferase activity; zinc ion binding. Gene Ontology annotation, biological process: positive regulation of DNA-templated transcription. Gene Ontology annotation, cellular component: nucleoplasm; chromatin. NCBI's taxonomy places the organism in Eukaryota, Metazoa, Mollusca, Bivalvia, Venerida, Veneridae.